This is a messenger RNA of Dovyalis caffra, 684 nucleotides long. NCBI's taxonomy places the organism in Eukaryota, Viridiplantae, Streptophyta, Magnoliopsida, Malpighiales, Salicaceae. The record is from the annotation of a GenBank genome assembly.
AUGGCUUAUGCUAGUAUCAGUCUUCUCCGGGUUGCAAUCCUUUUUCUUUUGCAACCUUUGAUCGCUAGAAGUGACUUUUUAUCUCCACUUCUGUCUCCUAUCUUUGAUGAUGUGUGCAAAAAAGUGGAAUGCGGGAAAGGAGCCUGCAAGCCGUCUGAUAAUAGCACUUGGGCUUAUGAAUGCGAAUGUGAUCCUGGGUGGAAGCAGAUUAGCUCUGACCAUGAUGAUCAUCUCAAGUUUCUUCCUUGCAUAGUUCCCAAUUGUACCAUGAACUUCUCAUGCAUGGCAGCACCCUCACCUGUACAAGACAAAGCAAGCAAACAUAAUGAGUCGAUUUUUGACCCCUGCUUUUGGACUGAUUGUGGAGGUGGCUCCUGCAACAAGACAUCUAUGUUCACUUACAGUUGCUUAUGCACAGAGGGUUAUAAUAACCUUCUGAAUAUCUCUACCUUUCCUUGUUACAAAGAUUGUGCAAUUGGAAUGGAUUGCACAAGCCUUGGUAUUUCAAUGUCAAACAAAUCAGCUUCUCCGGUUCCUGUUAUGGCUGACAAUGAGUUUAAACCUGAUGCUAGUCCUCCUCUGUUUAACAUUCGUGUGUUGCCUCUUCUCUUUUGCAGCUUCUUCGAUUCUGCAAGAAAAGUUCCAUUGGCUGAUGGCAUUGAUGAUGUUGAUGUCUGUGAUUGA